This is a messenger RNA of Dentiscutata erythropus, 783 nucleotides long. Lineage: Eukaryota; Fungi; Glomeromycota; Glomeromycetes; Diversisporales; Gigasporaceae. The record is from the annotation of a GenBank genome assembly.
AUGGAUAUUGUGAAACUUGAUCUUUCUUUAAGUUUAUUGGAUGUUAAACAUGAAAAAAAUAUUAGCAUAAACCAAAAAAUGAAUCUAUGUAAUCUUCUUGGAAAUUGGGUUGGUGGUGGUAGACGUCGUUUUAGAGGAAGAUGUUGUUUAAGACCAAGAGGAGGAGGGCGACCAAUCAUAAUUCACCAACAUCAUUUUCAUACCCAAGUUAUAGAUCACACCGAUUAUACCAGAAUUCGCGAACUUGAAACCCAACUUGAAGAAUGUAAAAAACAUAGAAGAGAAGUCGAAAUUAAGAUUAAUGAAAUCAUCACCACCCAUGUGAACAUUAAAGAUAUCGCAAACAAAAUGAUUAUUAUUGAUGAAGUGGACAAAUGUCUUAAAUUGCUCGGUGUUGAGUAUAAUGAUAAAGAUGGCUUGAUGGAAAAAUUAAAAAAAUUAGUAAAUGCCUGUAAAAACCUCACCUUAACCGGUCCUGUUCAAGAAAGAUUAUGGAAAUGCUUAGCUUAUAUGUAUGGAAGUAAAGCUCCUAAAACCCUUGAAGCAUUUACUUCUAACUUUGAUAAAAACAUGGAUAAAUUGACAGAAGCCUGUUUUAGAAAUAAAAAACAAGAAUUAUACAAUGAUGUGAGAUAUAAGGGUAAAGCAUUUGUACCUAAACCUGAUAGUAGUUUCGUUAGAAAAUUAUGCAGAUGCCAUUAUUAUAUAGUUGGGAGAAGUAAAGAAAAAAGCAUUGUAAACAUGAUAGAUAAUUUGUUACAAGCAUGUAAAAAUUUUUACUGA